Molecule: messenger RNA, 2149 nt
Organism: Trifolium pratense (red clover)
Lineage: Eukaryota; Viridiplantae; Streptophyta; Magnoliopsida; Fabales; Fabaceae
Product: probable mediator of RNA polymerase II transcription subunit 26c
Exons: 9
Coding region: 901-1968 (355 amino acids)
Cellular component (GO): nucleus
Source: RefSeq, a predicted model, not a curated record
AAUGAAUGAAUUGAUGAGUAAGUAGUUCCAAUGUGAAUAAAACACAACACACGUUUCAAUAUUCCUGCAUUUAUUAUAUGUCGAGUUUAGCCUAUGAGUGGCCACGCGGAACAGAUUCAUUCAGAUUUUCUUUCAAUAUCUUUUCUUUUUAUUUUAUUUUAUUUUUCUUCCCUAAUUAAAUCAUAAAAAUAAACUUUUCGCCCAAAAAAAAAAAACCACUCUCACCAAAUACCCCUGUUUUUGUCCGUUCACCUCCCCUUAACCUAGCCCACAGCAACCAAAAAAAAAAAAAAAAACCAAACAUCCCACAAAAACACAAAACAAAAAAAACUUGGCACCAAAAGCAUUCGCACCAAGUUGUUAAUGUAUGUGUGUGGGUGGAGCCGCUGGUAUUAGUAUUUCUCUCUCACCGGCUACACUCUUCCCUCCUUACCCCCAUAUCACUGUACAUACAUACAUACAUUCAUUCAUAUACAUUCCCACAUCUUCAUAUUAAACAAAAUCUUAUUAAAUAAUUUCAAUUAUCAUAUCAAAAAUUAAAUCAAUAAAAUUAUAAUCAUAAUUUUCUUCUGGAAUAUACCCACUACUACAACAACAAUAUCAAUCUCAAUUUCACAUAUUUCACCAACCUAAUUUCCGAUCUCACAAACCACACCGUAGAUCUAAACCUUUUCAUUUCUCAUUCCUCUUUCGAUCUAAACGUCACCGUUUUAUCUUUAGAUCUCGCGUUGUAAUAUCACAACAAAAGAAUCUUCUAGUUCUUUUAUUUUUUGCGUUUUCUUAGCGUUUGUUAGCGUUUUUAUUUUCUGAAAAGGAAAAAAAAAAUAUAAUAAAUCCUCUUCUUCAAUCUUCAUCGCUAAAUCGGAGUCUCCGAUUCAUCGAAUUUGGGAACAAUUUCCGAUGGAUUUGGACGAUUUCCGAUCGAUUUUAGAUACGGCUGGCGUUGACGUAUGGAUGUUUAUCGACACGGCGAUUUCCGUCGCUUCUCAUGAUAACGCCGGCGAGUUGAAGCGUCGAAGAGACGGAAUCGUUGAGCGACUUUACGCUGCAACGACUGCUGCUCCGGUUUGUCUGAAUUGCGACGGCGGAAACCGUCUCGUGAGUGAUGGAAAUCAUGUUAAGAAAGAGAAUAGUCCUAGCUUAAGCCCUGAACGUCAACAGCGUCGCGGCGGUGGUUCUCCGGCAACGCCGCAGUCUCAGGGAAACGAGGAUGGUGAAGAUGAGGAGAUAGAUCCUUAUGGUGGUUUGUUUGAAGAUGAACAGAAGAAGAUUCUAGAGAUUAAGGAGCUUCUAGAAGAUCCUCGCCAGUCUGAUGAAUCUUUGAUGGAGUUGCUGCAAAAUCUGGUGGAUAUUGAUAUUACAUUCCAAGAGUUGAAGGAAACUGACAUCGGGAGGAACGUGAAUCAGUUGCGAAAACAUCCAUCGAGCGAUGUUCGCCGAUUGGUGAAGCUACUUGUCAAGAAGUGGAAAGAGAUUGUGGAUGAAUGGGUGAAGCAUAAUCCACAGGGAGGGAAAAACACUCUGAUGGCUGAUGGAGAUUCACCUCUGCAGAAAACCACCCCAAAUGGGCAUAAUCAUCAGAUUCCUGAUUUUGCGUACUCUCCAAAUCCACACAAUGGAAGUUCUGGUUCUGACCGUAACAAUUCUGAAGUCGAACCAAAACCAAAACCUAAAACUGUUCCGCGCAAAGACCCACCUCCUAAAUUAAGGCCAUCACCUCCGGUUACCGCCCCUACUAAUGCUACUCAAAAUAGACAGAGAGAACAGAAAGAGAGCAAUUUUGACGCGGAGAGGCUUGCUACGGCAAGAAAACGGCUUCAAGCGAACUAUAAAGAAGCUGAAAAUGCCAAAAAGCAAAGAACAAUUCAGGUGAUGGACAUACAUGAGUUACCUAAGUCAAAAGCCAAGAAUGGUUACUUUCCAAAGAACAGAGGUGGUGGCAGUUCUCAGGGAAGACAGCACUGGUGAUACAAUGAUCCAUUGUUUUUGAGCAAUUUCAAGUGUAGAAAAAGCUUGUGGCCUUUGUGGGGGUUUGGGAUAAUAUAUAUUCUCAAACGUGUUCAUCCCUCUGGAUCACUAUAAACAUAAUUUUUCUUUUGGUUUUUAUUUACUUAAAUUAAUAAUCACUGAAGAAAAAAGUUCUCCUCAA